CCGUCAAAUGUCAUGUGAGCCGAGCAUAUUUUUGCGAUUAUCUAUCAAGCAGUCACGCUAAAAUGGUGCUUCAAAUAUUUGUUCUAUCGAUAUUUUUUAUUAGUUUAUUCAAUAAGGCUAUUGCAUGUCCAUUGGGGUGCUCAUGCAAUGAAUCUUCAAUAUCUUGUACUUUCCUCACAAAACCAGAAUUAUAUGUGUUCCUUGAAGUUCUUAAAGAUUCGCCGUUUAAUGAAACCACGGACUUAUCCUUAGCAUCAAUUGACAAUUUUUGGCUUAGAAUGCUGCCGGAUAUGCCAAAACUGAGAGUUUUGAAAGUUCAAUCAUCUCCAUCUCUCGAUGACAGUGACUGGUUUUUGAGAAGAAAUCAGUUUCCUGAACUUCAAACUUUACACUUCAAAAAUUGUAGUCUAAAGACGUUUCCAAAAGCAUUGAUGGCAUUGACUUCUUUGUUGGAACUUGAUCUCAGUGACAACAUGCUAGAGAAUCUGGGUGCAGAUUCUAUUCAUAUAAGAAGUAUACAACGGGUCAUUUUAAGAAAUAAUCAGAUAAAAAGCAUUGGAGUUCACGUAUUUCGCUAUAUGCCCACGUUGAAAAUGUUGGAUUUGAGUGGGAAUAAUAUGACCCGAUUAGUGACAAGCGACUUCACCUCUGCAGUAUCGCUCCGAGAGCUCAUACUUCGCGAGAACAAGAUUGAACUUAUCGAAACUGAUACAACAGAGCCAAUGCAACAACUGGAAACGUUAGACCUGAGCGGUAACCUGCUCAGCGAAGUCAGAUUAGAAGCUCAACAAAACUUUCGCCACUUAUUUUCCCUAAACUUAAGUUGCAAUCCACUCCAAAUAAUCCGAGAAGGGUUUUUGCAAUUGCCGGAUCUUCAAGUUUUGCAAUUGGAUAACUGUAAUAUAUCAGUAGUGGAAGCUGGAGCAUUUGUGAGUUUGCCACGUCUUCAUUCAAUGGAUAUCAAGGAUAAUCCGAAUUUGGCAUAUUUCUCACCAUAUGCAUUCAGCAACAACACAGCGUUCUAUAGAAUGAAUAUUCAAAACUCGGGGUUCAAACGAAUACCAUUAACUAUUCUGGAAAAAAUCAGUCAACUAUAUAUCAAAGGAACUCAGCUAGAUUGUUCGUGUACAUCUCGUGAUAUGCAGGAUUACGGCGCAAUAACUAUUGUUGACUGGAAUGAUGCAACGUGUAAGACUAAAAUUGGAGCAGUUCAAAAACUAUCUCAUCUUGAAAAAACUGGUGAACCAUGUCGUGACAAUCUUCUGACACCAUUUGGAAUCAGGCAAACUGCAACUGUUGGUCAUUCUUAUAGAAUAUAUUGUGCAAAUGAUGGCACAAACUCAAAAUUAUUGUGGAUUUCUCCAAACAAAACAACAAUUGAAGCGUCUCACCCAAAGCUCAGAAAGUCCAGUGAUAAGAGAACCGACUAUUUCACCACGACAUUAUUGGACCCAUCGUUUUCGAGAAAUCACGAAGAACGAAUCCAUAUUUCCAAUGAGUACUACGGUUUUGAUGUUGUCUUAGAAAAUGAUGCAGGGCAUUAUGAAUGUGUUUCAAAGAGCGAUAUGAAAACGAUAACAAGGAAGAUCGAAUUGGAAGUUGUGAAACCGAACAUUUAUUUGAAUGCAUCUCAUGUUGCGACAACGUCGGUUCAUUUGAAUUGGAAUAGAAAUCUGAAAAUUGAAGCAGUAGAUAGGGUUGCCCUUCGCAUCACUGCAUCUAGCGAGAAGAUGUUCAAACGACAAGUGCAAUUAUCUUUGUACAACAUGUUCCGAAGUUACAAUCUAGUGAAUUUGUCAGCUGACAAGGAAUAUCUGAUAUGCCUAGAGUGGUAUCUAACAGAUAAUGAUGCAGUUAUCUAUAGCUCCUGCAUCAGUCAAAAAACGAAGCCCUUCAAAACUGUCAUGCAGAGUUUGAAUGCAAAAUUGGCAAUCGCCUUGAUAAUAAUACUGAUCAUCGUUGUCGUAUUCUGUUGUGACACAUGUAUUCAUCAAAAAGUCGCAUAUUUUUCUCGCAUCAAGAAAAAUGCAAAAAUGCAGCAGUCCGUAUCGGGACAGUCGAUGCUCACUCAGUCAUCAUCUGCGGAUGCAACAACUUACGAGAAUUUUCAGCUGAGUGUUACAUCAGCCUCAGAACACCCUCUUCUUUGAUUGUGUAUAGUAUCACAAAAUAAUUCUCACUUUGAAACGGGUAUUUUCUUUUGAUGUAUUUUCAAUUUGUAAAUUACGAAUAAAAUCCAUGCCAUUA
Messenger RNA from Caenorhabditis elegans, 2247 nucleotides. RefSeq names its product Ig-like domain-containing protein (gene iglr-1). Lineage: Eukaryota; Metazoa; Nematoda; Chromadorea; Rhabditida; Rhabditidae. The record is from RefSeq and is marked reviewed. The transcript has 11 exons. Bases 63 to 2150 code for a protein of 695 amino acids.